CCCGGCGCCGGGGCUCCUCAGUCUACCGCAUCCACUCGCACGAAUCAUUCGGCCGCGGCACCCGGCCCGGACACGUGCGCACGCGGACACGCCGGGCUCGGCUGGCAACAGUGCAACAGUGUACUCCGUGCAAUAGUGCACUGCAGUGCAGUGCAGUGAAGUGAGGUGCCGCAAGCAGUAGUGAUAACCUUACCGGUGCGGACCGGCAGGAUGGGUCGGAAUACCGAAAAUAGGUGGAGGACGCCGAGGUGGUCGUCGUCGUCCCUGGCGCUGCUGGCGGCGCUGGCGGCGCUGGCGGUGCUGCAGGGGGUGAGGGCCGUGCCACAGCAGGUGCCGCUGGGCUCGCACCCUUGUUCGCGGCCGUGCGCGCCGGGCCGCACCAUGACGUGCCGCUACGACUUCCACGUGGAGAACUACCACUCCAUGAGCAAGGCGUGCUACAGCUGCCCCUGGAACGCCACCGACUGCGCGCGCCCGGACUGCAUCGCGGCGGACGGCGCCUCGCGCGCCCUCGUCGUCGUGAACCGCAUGCUGCCGGGCCCCAGUCUCCAGGUGUGCCUCGGGGACCGGCUGGAGGUGACGGUGCACAACCACAUGCCGGAGCAGAGCACGUCGGUGCACUGGCACGGCCUGCAGCAGCACGGCACCCCCUACAUGGACGGCGUGCCCUUCGUGACGCAGUGCCCCGUGCAGCCGCACUCCGCCUUCCGGUACUCCUUCCGCGCCGACAACGCGGGCACGCACUUCUGGCACUCGCACACCGGCUGCCAGCGCGCUGACGGCGCCCUGGGCAUGCUGACGGUCAGAGUGCCCAAGGUGGAGGACCCCCACGGCCCGCUGUACGACGAGGACCUCCCCGAGCACGGCAUCCUGGUGUGGGAUUGGACGCACACCCCCGCCGCCUCCAAGUUCCUGGCGCACCACCACGCCGGCGACGACAACAAGGCCGACUCCGUGCUCAUCAACGGGAAGGGUGCGGCGCGCCGCUUCCCUUCCCCCGACGGCAGCCCCGUCCUCACCCCCCGGGAGGUCUUCACCGUCACCAAGGGUCUGCGUUACCGGUUCCGCCUGAUCAACGCCGGCUUCCUCAACUGCCCCCUGGAGCUGUCCAUCGACAACCACACUCUGCUGGUGGUCGCCAGCGACGGCGCGGACGUUAAACCCGUGCGAGUGGACUCGCUGGUGAGCUACGCCGGCGAACGCUGGGACGUGGUGGUGGAGGCCGACCAGCCCGUGGCCAACUACUGGCUGCGCAUGCACGGGCUGCUGGACUGCGGGCCCCGCCGCGCGCACGAGGCCGCCGUCCUGCGCUACGCGGGCGCCGACCCCAACACCGAGCCCGCGGGGCCGCCGCCGAGCUACGACGUGCACUCGGGGACGACGGGCCGCACGGGGCUGCAGGUGAACCCGCUGAACCGAGGCUCCGCCGACCCCAACACCAUCACCGCCGCCGAGCUGCAGGCCCUCCCCGAAGCGACGCAGCUCUCGGACCCCGCGCUCAAGCCAGAGGCCGACGUGCAGCUGUUCGUGUCGUACGACUUCUACGCUGUGGACAACCCUCACAUCCACCGCGCCGGCCUGUACGGUAUCUCGCAAGUGCCCAGCUCUCCGCACCGCGUGUUCACGCCGCAGCUCAACCACAUCUCGCUCAGCCUGCCCGCCUUCCCGCUGCUGCCGGGCCGCGACCGCCUGGACGCGCCCAGGACGCCGACGUCGCCGCAGCUCUGCAAUGAGACGUCGCUGGCCGCGCAGGGCCGAGACUGCACCAAGGAGUACUGCGAGUGCACGCAUGUGGUGCGCGUGCCGCUGGGCGGCGUGCUGGAGAUCGUGCUUGUCGACCAAGGCGUCCGCUACGACGCCAACCACCCGUUCCACCUGCACGGCCACGCGUUUCGCGUCGUGGCGCUGGAGCGCCUGGGCAGCAGCAUCAACGUCAGCGAGGUGCAGCGGCUGGACGCCGAGGGCCGCAUUCCCCGGAACCUGCGCGACCCGCCUGCCAAGGACACCGUCACCGUGCCCGACGGCGGCUACACCGUGCUGCGCGUGCACGCCGACAAUCCCGGUUACUGGUUGUUCCACUGCCACAUCGAGUUCCACGUCGAGCUGGGCAUGGCGCUGGUCGUCAAGGUGGGCGAGCACGAGGACAUGCCUCCCGUCCCCAAGGGCUUCCCGCAGUGCGGCGACUGGAGCAACAACAACUGGCUUGGCGAUGCCGACAAGGACGUGGACGUUGACGAGGUCCUCGACGCGGCACUAGGGGACAAGCCGGUGGUCGGCAACCACAUCGGCCGGGACCUGGGGGCGCUGCAAGGGGCGCUGACGUUCGGAGACAAGGCAGGGCCGCCUCCCGCGCCAUUGCCGUCGUCCACGCCGAGGACCACCACCUCCACAACAGCCGCCACGACAGCCGCCACGACACCGACGACCACCAUGCAACCAAGGGCCACGGAGGCGACUGAGGCCACCGAGGCGACCGACAUCGCCGAGACCAUGAUGUCCACGCCUAGCUACAAAGAAGACAGCACCGAGGUCGCCGACGCGGACGACACCACCGAGCUGCUGCUGGUGCAUGGAGCGGACGGCACCCUGGCCGACGACGCGAGUCGGUACGGGGUCUUGGAGGAGGAUGCAGUGGACAGCACGACUGAGGUGGCCUCCGCGGACGAGGCUUCCGCCACCGAGGCGCCGACCGGCGCGAGGCACGUGAGCGAGUUUAUAAUGCGCGUGUCUUCGUCGUCGCGGCGCGUCGCCCAGUCCGAGGCCGUGUCCGUCAGCCACGAGCGCUGGGACAUCUCGGACCCGGCGCGGCCGGACCUUCAGUACAACGUUCUGGAGACACCCUCACAGGCCCCACGCCAGGUGGCGGCGCUGACGGCGAGCUCUCCCCGCGAGGCCCGCGCGCCCCGCGACCACGCCUACGCCCUCGCGGGGCGCGGGCCGGUCUCGUGGACGCCCCUUGUUGCGACGCUCGUUUGCCUCGUCCUGGCGCUAUAGAAGAACAAGACCCGCGCGGCUUCUUACUGCGUCGUGAAACUUCAUGCGAUUUCGCACUACCUUGUUAGUAAUUUUCUCUGAGUGUAAAUAUUUCAAAGUCGAACUGGCCGGUGAAACCGGUCGUCCUUUUCCCCUAGUAAGAAGGCGCAAUUUUGCACCGUCCUUGCUAACUGGGCUCCUCCUGUGAUAUGCGACGCCGAACGAGUUCGGAUUCCAAAGACAUUCUAAGUUUAGUUAGAAGUAGUUAGGAAAAAGCAAUUUGUAUAUACUGUGUUAUUUAAAGUCUGUUAUAUUUUUUUAACUGCUGUGGACGUCCGACCAACGAUGUACCAAUCGUGUACCUGUAAAUUAUAAUUUUUAUGUGCACCUAUGAGUUAAGACAACUGACUGUGAUUUUACGAAAUGAACGUACUGGGUAUGAAUUAAAUAAGAGCAUCUCAAAAAAUUGUUGGUUUCUGGUUUUUUGAAUAUGUACCUCAUCCUCACUAAUAUUU
Molecule: messenger RNA, 3488 nt
Organism: Thrips palmi
Lineage: Eukaryota; Metazoa; Arthropoda; Insecta; Thysanoptera; Thripidae
Product: laccase-like
Exons: 9
Coding region: 211-2994 (927 amino acids)
Biological process (GO): iron ion transport
Cellular component (GO): plasma membrane
Molecular function (GO): copper ion binding; oxidoreductase activity
Source: RefSeq, a predicted model, not a curated record